GUACCAGCCCCACCGCCUAGCACCGCCGUGGCCGCUCCCCAGCCUGGCCCGGCCAUGUGCAAGUACAAUGGGCGGAUGUACAACGUCAACGAGGAGUUCUACAACGGCUGCCUCGAGGUUUGCCACUGCGGCGCCAACCUGCGCGUCAACUGCGCCAUCAUCGAGUGCCCGCACCAUUUCAACCAGCACUUCAGCGAGUGCCUCGAGUGGGACAUCGACCCAGCGUUCCAGCCAUCUCCGCCGAACUGCUGCCCGCCGUCCAAGUGCAAGAAAGACGGCUCGUGCCUCUUCAACGGCGUCAAGUUCCGCAACUUCCAGCAGAUUCCGCAGGAGAUGCUCGACUGCGGCAAACGCUGCGUCUGCGUCAACGGCAACGUUUCGUGCGAGAACCGGUGUCCUCCGCUCAACAGCUCACCGCCACCGACGCUCCCGUGCCACCCAGCGCAGGCUUACCGUGGCCACCUGCCCGGAGACGAGUGCUGUACCCACUGGAUGUGCCGAGAACCCGAGAAGCCCGCGGUGCACUGCCUGUUCCACGGCGAACGCUACAAGCUGCACGAGGAGUGGGAGAUGGUCAAGGGCUCCGUGCGCCGCCAGUGCUCGUGCAAGCUGCGCGCCACUGGCGCCGCCGAGGCCGAGUGCACGUCCUCGUGUCCGGCCAUCCCCGAGCGGUUCCAAAAGCCGAACCCACAGUGCCCGCGGCCCGUGGUCGUCACGCCCAACGACCCCGGCGUCUGCCCCUACAUUGUGUGUAGUCCCACGCAGCCAGGCAAGGAACUGCAGAACGUCAGCGUCGUAGCCGUCAACUCCACCGCGAUACGUGUCCGCUUCACCCUGGCCAACAUCCUGAUCGGUCUGGUGGGCCACGCCGAGCUGCACUUCACCACGGACCCGCUCACGCCUCGGGAGACCUGGAGUACGCAGAAGUUCGCGCGUCCCAAGAGGCUGUUCGACACGGCCAACAUCGAGUACUACCUGCCCGGGCUGCGUCCGGACACCACGUACUUCUUCCAGAUACAGAUAAUCAUCGACUCUCUCCAGUCCGGCCCGGAGAGCCAGGUCUUCAAGCUCACCAUGCCACCCGAACCCACGACGACGACUACGGUGCCUCCGCUACUGCUGCUGGACAUGAUGAUGGCCGUGAACAGCAUCGACCCACACACGGCCAAGGUGUCCUGGAGGCCACUGGAUAGCCGUGAGAAGAAGUACGUUGAUGGCCUGCAGAUUCGCUACAAAAUGAACGGACAGGAUCACGCCCCAUGGAAGACCACGCCCAUGAUCCACAGGGACCGGACGUCGUACCUGCUGCAGGACUUGGAGCCCAGCGCGUCGUACCUGAUCGAUAUGCAGUUCGCCGUGCCCGAGGGCCUGCCGACGCGCAUCGAGUCUGCGCAGCACGUGGAAAUGAGGACCGCCCCCAUGCCCAGAGACGAGUACCAGUUCGAGUUGAUUGUGAACGUGAAGAGGACCGAACAGUACUCGGCUUCGCUGGUGCUGGACGGCAUACCGGAUCCCAUCACCAAGUACGUGCACGUGUUCAACGUCAUGUACAAGAGCGAGGCGGCCGCCGAGCACAUGCAGCGCUUCAUGGUCCUCAAGGAGCCCAAGAUUUUGCUGGAAGACCUCAAGCCCGGACAGAGGUACAAGGUGUGGGUGGAGGCCUACCUGACCAACGGCAAGACGACGACCUCCAACAUUAUGGACUUCCACACAAAGCCGGGUCCCCCGCCAACCACGACGACGACGUCGACCACGACGAGCACUACGACCGAGUCCAACGAGAUCGAAGACAGCAAAGCGGUGGCCCUGCACAGCGUGCACCAGGACAACAGCACGGCCGAGGCGUACUACAUCGCCCUCAUCGUGGUCGCCAUAGUCGCUGCGGUUGCCGGACUCGCAUUUGCCGUCGUGCUGGUGCUGCUACUACGGAGGCAGUCUACGGCCAAGGCGCCCAUCACUCGGAACCCGUCCGAGUCUGCGUACGACAACCCUACUUACAAGACUUAUGAUGGAGAGAAGCCCGAAGAGAAGAACGGGAAUGUGCAAGCAUGACUGCGACACUAGAAACAUAGUCUUCACGCUGAGCGUUAUUGUAAUAUAGCACUAGUACAUAUAUAAAUAUAAAUAUACUAUAAUGUUCAUAAUUCCCCCCUGACACAUGAUUGUACAUACGAUGACAGCAAGAAUGACGUUAUAAGUAUUCUUGUUUUUUUUCUCCAUAAAAAAAGCGCACAAAUAACAAAAGGACUGUUCAUGUUGCUGCUGGGGUCCUUUUCUUUUUAGGUAGGACAACAAGAGAUGUUGUCCUUGGCAGCAUUUAGGACAGUGCUGCGCCAACUGCGCGUGUAUGAGCACAACCAGCCAACGUGGAAUGCGUCGACUGAGAUUAGAUAUAUUCAGAUUGAAUGUAUGCUGACUUGCCGACAACGUUACUGUUUUUGCCUGAAAUCGGGCCAACGGAGUUGCCUGUAUGACGGGAUCCGUUAGGAUGGCACUUUACAGCAUAUUACGAUGUUUAGGAGCGUACCGCACCAGUUCUGUUUAGUCAUAGGUGAAUUUAGUUUUUUUUUUCCUGCGACGCAUAUUUCUAAAUAUUUGCUUCGUAUAUUUGAGCCUGCGUACCUUGCUAUAUACCAGUGCGUACAAAAGGUCAUGCUGAAGUGCAAAAGCUGACUGCUGCUUACGUAACACAGCAAACAUUGUUAGACAGCAGCUGCAUAGUUGCGUAAUAUGUUUCUUAGUCUCUUUUUACGCCAUUUUGCGCCUGUAGGCAGCAAAAGUCAUUGUCACGUGACCCACAACGACUUACAGUGGACACUAACCCGGCUGCUACGAAGUCCUCGCCUUCGAGGAGGCGCAAUCUGCCAUGAUGAAACAACGUUUGUUGUGUUGUGUUGUGAUUAGUGAUGACGUGGAUGUUGCAUGCGAUACUUUGCUACAACUUUCACAUGCUGGUAUGCACUGAAACGGUCAAUCAGCAGUUCCGUUUUAACGCAGAUGUCACUUGUGUCUGAGCUGCGAUAUUUACCACCUCCUUUUCAAAUGCUUUUGUACAUAAAACUAUUUGCCCUGAGGUUUUUUUAGAAAACCCGCACCUGAUGAUGCCGGCUUUCUGCGCUACAAUGCCAGCAAAAGCGAUAUACAUAUAUCCCUUGAAAUUUGCAUAGUUUGUCGAGGCCAGACCUUACAGAGAGUGCACGUCAAUACGCAUCUCUUCUUUUACUGAACGCUAACGUUUACAUUAAGCGACAUACAUUAGCAGGCCCUGUCCUGCUGACGGCCUGUCAACAUCGUUCUUUUUUUUUUUAUUUAAGGUCCCAGAUGAAAGCUUCCCUAGACUUAUAACUGUUUCACCGGUGAAUUUUGUACACUGCCAAUUGCAAACCACCUCACAAGAAGAGUUGGUGACUUUCCAUCCAUUAUUUCGACCGCACUGACACAAUCGUCAGUGUUCUAAAAAGCCUAACAUUUCAUAUCAGCGUGAAAGGUCUUUUUUUUUCUUGGCUGUGAUGUUUUUGCUGUAACUUUUUGCCGUUCUAAUAUUGCUUGAAUGAAACUAGCAUUCAGUAUGAAUUGUCGGUGUGUCCUUUGUUCCUUCGUAACUACCACUUAAUUUUAUUUGAGAUCAAGCCAAGCUUGGGCUCACGUUAUAAUGCCAUACAGAAUGUGUUUAGGACUACGCUUAAUACAUGUGCUGUGAGCUGUUGUUUGACAUUCCGAGUGCUGGAUGCGUGUUUAAAAAAGGUGUGUUUGCUUUCGUGUAGUUUAUUGUUGCUUUUUUUACGAGCAGAAAACGUCGCGUUAUAAGUUUUUUUUUUGUUAAGUGGUGAGUCAUGUUGGCUUAGCGCGUAGUGAAUUUAUGGAGCGCUGUUCGUUACAGCCUAAGAUUGAAUGAAGCAUGUGUGUGUGUUGUGAUUGUACAUAUGAAAUGUUAUCAAAGCUAUCAGAGAACAAAGAGUACAUGUCUUCACGUGUUUUUCUUGAAACAAAAGAAAUGUACAUGUGUAGGAUGUGUACAAUAAAUCUAUUGUGUGAAA
Molecule: messenger RNA, 4037 nt
Organism: Dermacentor silvarum
Lineage: Eukaryota; Metazoa; Arthropoda; Arachnida; Ixodida; Ixodidae
Gene: sas
Product: putative epidermal cell surface receptor
Exons: 10
Coding region: 55-2052 (665 amino acids)
Molecular function (GO): protein binding
Source: RefSeq, a predicted model, not a curated record